Messenger RNA from Uncinocarpus reesii 1704, 2655 nucleotides. RefSeq lists its product as uncharacterized. The record is from RefSeq and is a predicted model, not a curated record. Gene Ontology annotation, biological process: mitochondrial fusion. The transcript is spliced from 4 exons. Gene Ontology annotation, molecular function: GTP binding; GTPase activity. Bases 1 to 2655 code for a protein of 884 amino acids. Gene Ontology annotation, cellular component: mitochondrial outer membrane. NCBI's taxonomy places the organism in Eukaryota, Fungi, Ascomycota, Eurotiomycetes, Onygenales, Onygenaceae.
AUGAGCCAACAAUAUUUUCCCAGCGAUUCGUCCGCUGGGGAAGGAUCGUCGAGCCAGAAUGGGAGACGCUCCCCACCAAUUUUGCCGCAUCAUGCGCCCGACUACAUGGUGGUAGGAUCUGGCACCACAUCGGAGAAUGCAACGUCUUUGAUUGCUUCGUUGAAUCAAGAUUCCGGAUAUGGAGGAAGCGUCGACGGAGAUACGUUUCAGGACUCUAGCAAAGCGUGGCACGCAGGGCUACUGGAGGAUAGACCAACGCCGGCGCAUACCCCGAUCCUACCUGGGCCUUCAAAUUUCGCUGGUUACCUGCUAAACAUUCUCAGCAAUGCGAAUCGGACCCAGCUCGGCCGUUAUAUAACACGCGCCAUGGAGCUCUUGAAAGAGCUCCGGGAGAUGAACCGCCAAUGGCCAGCCCAUUACCCUUCCGUGGUCCCUAGUGAAAUUCCACCGAAUAGACCAAAUUUUACGCCAGUGAAGUCCUAUAUCGAAAGCAACGAUCACCUCCCCGAACCCUCCUCCUCGAGACCAGACCCGUUGCGACGAGCGGCUACUUCGAUCGCGAAUGCUCCGGAUGCAGAAUCUAGCCAGUCAGCGGAAAGAAGACCCCCUCCGGAACCGAGGCUCAUUACGCCGCAAAUUGCCCGAGAGUUUUCAAUCCUCAAAUUGGAUCUCAAGCUGGGCACUUUAUCACAAGCGGAGUUGGUACAUUCCCUCGAAAAGGCCUCUAUUGCGAGCUUGCUAGACGGGAAAGUUAGCCAGAGCCUCAAGCACCUCCUUUCCUUACGAGACAGAAUAGACGAUACUUCUAGUAAGGUUUUGAUCACUGGUGAUCUCAAUGCAGGAAAAUCGACUUUCUGCAAUGCCUUAUUACGUCGCAAAAUCCUCCCCGAGGACCAACAGCCCUGCACCAGCAUUUUCUGCGAAGUCGUCGAUGCAAGAGAAAAUGGAGGUGUGGAGGAGGUCCAUGCAGUUCACAAGGAUAUGCAAUACAAUCGCAAUGAUGAAAGCACCUACGACGUUUACUCAUUAGCGGAUCUCGAGGAGCUUGUUGUUGACAACACGAAAUAUAUGCAGUGCAAAGUCUAUGUCAAGGACAUUCGGAGCAUUGAUGAGUCUUUGCUAAACAAUGGAGUCGUCGACAUCGCCCUUAUUGAUGCCCCGGGCCUAAAUUCUGACUCGGUGAAGACUACAGCUGUCUUCGCACGUCAAGAGGAAAUCGAUGUUGUCGUCUUUGUCGUUUCUGCUGCUAACCACUUCACACUGUCUGCCAGAGACUUCAUUGCAAACGCUGCUCAAGAAAAAGCCUAUAUUUUCAUUGUUGUCAAUGGAUUCGAUAACAUUCGGGAUAGAAAUCGUUGCCAACGGAUGAUUCUAAGUCAAGUGCAAAAGUUGAGUCCACGGACAUUCAAGGAAUCUGCCGAACUUGUACACUUCGUGUCCAGUAACGCAGUUCCCGUUGCACCAAGUGGAAGUGAUGUUGGAGGAGGUGGCGAUGGUGAUGACAGCGGAGACGGUGAUGAUGAUAAUCCCACCGGCAGCGGGGUGACUGGUGAGGUCGAGGAAGACAAAGGCAAGGGCAAAGAAAAAGAAAAGGAAAAAGAGAAGAUCCAAGAUUUUGAGAUUCUGGAGGGUGCCUUGCGCCGGUUUGUUCUCGAAAAACGUUCUCGGUCGAAACUUGCGCCUGCUCGAACAUAUCUCUUAAACAUUUUCAAUGACCUACACAAUCUGGCUUCUGUUAAUCGCGAUGUUGCGGCCUCAGAGCUUGAUCACGGUGCCUGCGACGAUGUCUACAAUCACACCCGUUCCACUCUUUCGACAGCGAUUUCCCACGUUGCGGAGAGCGAUUUGGGAGUGGACUAUCCCGGCCUUCUUGCCGUUUUUCAAUAUGCGGAGGAUAUCAAAGCAGCGAUGCUGGAUCAAAUAUCUGCGUGUGUCACUAGCUGUGAAGAUUACGCAAGGUCCAAAUCUGUUCAGGGCGUCAGUAUGAUCCAUAGCCUUGGACUCCUGCAUGUUGGAGAGGACAAAUUCCCUAGUCUGAACUUCCGUGCCGAAGUCAUGUUCCGACAACAGAAACAUUCCCUUGCUCGACAAGCGGAUGCUGAGAUUGAAAUAUGGGAUUUCGUUGAUAUCCCAGGUCUUUGGGAACGGCAGGAAAAGGUUGCCGGCACUAGCAUGGCCGUCACCGUUGUUGGUGUCCUUGGAGGACGGGCACUUGGCGGAUUCGGAUGGAUUGAUGGCAUUUUCGGAGCUGCUAGAAUCCUGGGACCAAAAACUCUCCGAAGAAUGGUGAUACCUAGCAUCCUUGGAGCAGCACUCUUAACUGCUGCUUACGUGGUAUCACAAAUUCCAAAGUCUCUGCCAUCUCGACUCUCACGCAAGAUAUCUGCGACACUUACAGAAGUCGAUUACGUCCACUCAAACGCAUCGCGCAUUUCGACUGAAGUUGGUCGUGUGCUCCGCAUGCCCGCAGCCAGGCUGCAAACUGCCCUCCAGAUUGCUGCAGAAGACCUUGCAAAACGCAAAGCUGAAGUCGGAAAGGUGAAGCAUGAGAGCGAAGUCGCUCGGAAGUAUUUUGCCAAUUUAUUCCGUGAGAGCGCCGAUAACAGACGAGCAGUUGAAACGAUUGACCUCGACGCAACCGUCCCGGGCGCUUAG